AGACGGAGCUACGUCACCUGUGCGUGGUGACGUCGAUGUGCACUUGUGUUCAGCACCGGGAGCUGUCCGUCUGUACGUGCCAACGCCAACAAACCCACUAUUACGGUGAGUAUGGCAAAGGUCCAGCAGGUGGGGCUGCUGGCAGCCGGGUGUCAGCCGUGGAACAAAGAUGUAUGUGCUGCCAGUGGAGACCGCUUCGCCUACUGCGCCACUCUCGCCAUCUACAUCUACCAGUUGGAUCAGCAGUACAAUGAGUUCAAGCUGCGCUCUAUCAUGUCUGAACAUAAGAAAACCAUCACUGCGAUCAGCUGGAGCCCAGAGAACCCUGACCUAUUCGCUUCAGCCUCUGCAGACAACCUGCUCAUCGUGUGGAACGUGGCCGAGCAGAAGGCCGUGGCACGACUCGACAACACCAAAGGAGUGCCUGCCUCUGUGAGUUGGUGUUGGAACUGUUCGGAGGGCGUUGCAUUUGUGUCUCGGCGCAGCCCUCUGUACAUUUGGGUUUAUGGGGGUCCGGACCCUGGGGUCACAGUGCAUAAAGAAGCCCACUCCUUCCUCUCAGACAUCUGUCUCUUCAGAUGGCACCCGACCAAGAGGGGCAAGCUGGUCUUUGGACACACCGAUGGGAGCCUGUCAAUAUUCCAGCCAGGUAGUAAAAGUCAGAAGCAUGUGUUACGACCAGAGGCUCUGGAGGGGACAGAUGAGGAGGACCCAGUCAGUGCUCUGGAAUGGGACCCUUUAUCCACAGAUUAUUUACUGGUGUCUAACCUGCACAAUGGGAUCCGGCUGGUGGACAGUGAAGCAUUGUCCUGUAUCACCUCUUUCUGCUUUCCCUCCUCGGCUGCUUCUGUCCAGUGUCUGGCCUGGGUCCCCUCUGCUCCAGGCAUGUUCAUCACUGGAGAUUCGCAGGUAGGAGUUCUCCGAGUGUGGAAUGUGUCUCGCUCCACGCCUCUGGACAGCUUUAAAGUGAAAAAGACUGGAUUUCAUGCUCUGCACGUCCUCAACUCUCCCCUCACAAAGAAAGCCCAGAGUGCAUGUUCUCCCAGUAAGAGCCAGCACCUGAGCUCCACCAGUGAAGCCGUGCCUCCGCCCACUCUGUCCCAGAACCAGGCCUUCUCCCUGCCCCCAGGCCACGCCGUCUGCUGCUUCCUCGACGGAGGGGUGGGGCUCUACGACAUGGGUGCCAAAAAGUGGGACUUCCUACGAGACCUGGGCCACAUAGAGACCAUCUUUGACUGUAAAUUCAAACCAGAUGACCCAAACCUUUUAGCUACGGCCAGUUUCGACGGGACCAUCAAAAUCUGGGACACGAACACUCUGACCGCUGUGUAUACGUCACCAGGCAACGAAGGUGUGGUCUACUCCCUGUCAUGGGCCCCAGGGGAUCUAAACUGUAUCGCAGGGGCCACGUCUCGUAAUGGAGCCUUCAUCUGGGAUGUACGAAAAGGAAAAAUUAUCACACGCUUUAAUGAGCACGGGAAAAAUGGCAUAUUCUGUAUUUCAUGGAGUCACAAGGAUUCCAAGAGGAUUGCUACCUGCAGUGGAGAUGGAUUCUGUAUAAUCCGUACGAUUGAUGGCAAAGUCCUGCACAAAUACAAACAUCCAGCUGCUGUUUUUGGCUGCGACUGGAGUCAGAAUAACAAAGACAUGAUUGCAACAGGCUGUGAAGAUAAGAAUGUUCGUGUGUAUUAUUUGGCCACGAGCUCAGACCAGCCUCUUAAAGUUUUCACAGGACAUUUGGCCAAAGUCUUCCAUGUGCGCUGGUCUCCACUCCGGGAGGGCAUCCUAUGUUCUGGGUCUGAUGAUGGCACAGUGCGUAUCUGGGACUACACUCAGGACACCUGCAUAAAUGUGCUGAGUGGACACACGGCUCCGGUCAGAGGCCUCCUGUGGAACACUGAAGUGCCCUAUCUGCUCAUCUCAGGUUCUUGGGACUACACCAUCAGAGUGUGGGACACGAGGGAUGGGACCUGUCUGGAUACAGUCUACGACCAUGGAGCUGAUGUUUACGGUCUGACGUGUCAUCAGAACCGCCCGUUCACGAUGGCGAGCUGCAGCCGAGACAGUACUGUGCGUCUGUGGUCUCUAACUCCUCUCAUCUCUCCUCUGCUCCUCAACAUCCUCACAGACCAGCCCUGGGAAAGGAUCGUCGGAAACACCGAUACAGCGAUGGUCCCUGGUUCUCCUCCACUGCUCUGUGGAAAAGUGUCUCGAGACGUCAAACAGGAACUGGACAAACUCACCGUAAACAUCAGGGCCAAGAAGCUCCGGCUCUUCUCUGAAUGCUUCUCACCUCCAGGGGGCAGCUGUAACCUGUGGGACCUGGUGUCAGUCAUAAAUGGACAGGACGACUCUUUACUGCCCCCCAGCUACAGCAAAGGGGUAAUGCACAUGAAGCACCUGCUCAAGUUCAAAACGUCUGAGGCCCAAGAGCUGACCAUAGUGAAGAUGUCUAAGUUUGGAGGAGGCAUCGGAGCUCCCAGUAAAGAGGAGAGACUGAAGGAGGCUGCAGACAUCCACCUUAGACUGGGACAGAUCCAGAGAUACUGUGAACUCAUGGUCGAACUGGGACAGUGGGAGAGAGCAUUAUCUAUUGCACCAGGAGUGUCUAUGAAGUACUGGAAGAAACUCAUGCAGAGGAGAGCAGACCAGCUUAUCGCCGAUGAUAACGAUGAUGCUAUCCCAUACUGCAUUGCAACAGGAGACAUUAAAAAACUAGUGACUUUCUUCUCUGAGAGAGGGCAGCUGCUCGAGGCCUUACUAAUCGCACAGGGGGCUUGUGAAGGUAACAUCCGUGCUCCUCAAAGUUCCCCAAUCAACCACACAUCUAAUGACCUUGACAACAGACAGCAGUAUCAGGGUCUUCUGCACAAGGUCUGUAAGGAGCUGGCAGAGUGGUAUUUUCAAGACGGCCGUGCUGUGCUAGCAGCCUGUUGUCAUCUAGCAGUGGAUAAUAUUAAGUUGGCGAUGGCGAGUCUGAUCCGGGGGAAUGAGCUGGAGCUAGCGGCUUGUGUGGGCAUGGUUUUGGGGGAAGAGGCCAAACAUAGCACAGCCUACUGCUUGGAGCUUCUGUCCCGGAAGUACAUGACCACUCCAACAUGGGAGCUUUCUGCAGACCUGCUGGGAAUGAUUCCUGAAAACCACAUCCUUUUGGCAAAGCUCUGUGCAUUUUAUCCUGGAACUACAACCGAAAUCAACCAACUGCACCAAAGGUGUGGGCUCCCUUUGAUGGAGGAGUGUCAGUCUUUAGCAGAGGAGGCCAUGACAGAAGGAGACCUGUUUUCGUGUCUUAAAUAUCACCUUCUGAGCUCUGAACCGGAGACUGCUCUGAGGAUAGGAAUCAGCCAUGUCAAAGAGCAGCUGAGUGGAUGUGAGUGGACAGUAGACAGUCUGCAACCAAUUCUGGACCUCCUCAGUUACAUUAGAACAGACCGCCUCAUCUCAGCCAAACUCACAGAGCUGCGUAGCGAGCUGUUGAUCUUGUGUGGGUACAUAGGAGGCUUGUUGGCCAUCCAGAGACACUACACCAGCAUCGUGCCUGCUCUCUAUGAAUACACCAGUCAGUUGUUGAAGAGGAGAGAGGUGUCUGUGCCUUUGAAGAUCGAGCAGCUGUCUGUGGAGCUAGACGCCUGGAGAGCCUGCACUCACACACCAAACAGUUCUCCUUCAGAAAGCCAAAGGGAGGAGUUCAGCUGUUUGGAGCAGAGACUACAGCCCACAGACUCAGCUGUGUUAGUCCUGCAUGGAGCAGAUUAUGUGAUUGGAUCCAAUCUGCCAAGUCACUCCGAUGUCCAGCCCUCCUGCUUCACCGGACACAGGAUACAGGGCCCAGUGUUUUUAUUGGAGGACGGUAAAUCGGCCAUAUCUCUGAACGAUGCUCUGAUGUGGGCCAAAGUCAACCCAUUUUCCCCUCUGGGCACAGGAUUACGCAUCAAUCCCUUCUAAAACAAAUCCAAAACACUUUUACAUAAUUUAAAGGUUCUAUAUGUAG
Molecule: messenger RNA, 3991 nt
Organism: Periophthalmus magnuspinnatus
Lineage: Eukaryota; Metazoa; Chordata; Actinopteri; Gobiiformes; Gobiidae
Gene: wdr17
Product: WD repeat domain 17
Exons: 32
Coding region: 112-3945 (1277 amino acids)
Molecular function (GO): protein binding
Source: RefSeq, a predicted model, not a curated record